UAAAGAUAAUAACAACAACAGCGGCGGAGUUCGGUUAUUUAGUUGGGUUGUUAUGUUUCGUUAUCAACUGAUCGUGCGUUCUUUUCUAAGUGAGAAGCGGUAAACUGACAUCGCUGAAUUUGAGUGAAUUGAAUGUAGCAGCAGUUAAAAGUGCGCUUGUACGCACUGUGUGUUCCAGCGGAUCCAACGGAGACGGAUUCUCUCCUUCUUCGGAGCGUGCUGCGUAAAGCUGUAUUUGUCGCGCAUUUCAAGAGUGUGUUGUUCGUUUCCUUGUGUCAAUGAGAGCUGCGGUGGGAGGUUUGUUAAGCAGCAAGACGAAGAUCUCCACCCCGCUUCAAACGUGAUCAUCCGGUAUAACGUACAGUGGCAAAACGCAAUCAACGCAACCAACGCAAACCACUGGCACGCCGACAGAUGCGUAAACACGUGUAAACGUCUGAGCCACAAGGAACCGCUCCAGAAGGCCAAAAAGGUGCAAGAUAAACGAACAUCGCAGUUUCCUAUUUGUGCCCGCCUGGAACGACGCGAAUCAACGAGGCUUCUGGAAGAGGGUUGUUUGAGACCGGAAGUUCAUUUCGCCCCACUACUACUUGACCCCGGUGGUUUCCAGCCGUAUUUGCGUUUGCUGCUCAGCGUCUUCUACUUCCGUGCGCGGCUGGCUCUUAUUACUGUGAUUGGGUCGGCUCAUUCUGCGCCGAAAUGCUUUCAGCAGACCGCUGUGACGGUAUUGGUAGUGGUAGGAGCCACCCCACUCAACACCUCGCCGAUGGCGCGCCUUGCUUCCGGUAGGGGUGAUUCGCGCAAUAAUGAUCGCUCGGAAUUAUGUAUGCGCGUACGUGUACCAUCGUGUGCUGGGCACGUACUGAAGGUCCCAGAAUUCGUGCUGGGGUUUGAAGUUGAGCGGAGCGAGAGUGAAGCGAUUUUUAUGACGAAUGCAACCGAUUGCGACCGUGAUGUGAUGCACUGCACAGCCUUGUGUAAGAGUGUUUUCCACCCACUCCGUUGUGGUUUGUCACAGGAAGUGUCCGAAGGAUUGCGUGUGGUGUGUCAAAGUUUCAAUGGAAGACCCACUUCAUGAUCGUUGUUGUUGAUCGUGCAUUUUCAUGGUAGCAAGUAAUUGAUCAGCUUCUGCAUGCAAUAAGUGUUUCUUUUAAUGCUACGUGAAACUCCCCGCAAAAAAAACUCAGAAAACAACGCAAAGGUUGUGUUUGCGCAAAUGUGUCAGUGUAUGGCAGGAAAUUCUAGCACUUGUGAAACGGAAACCGAAACUAAGAAGCAAGAAACGGCCGAAAUGUGAUAAAUGUGAUGUGAAGUGCGUACCGGAUAAGUGGGCAGUGAAGCAAAGUUGGAAUAAACGGAAAUGGAAAAUAUAAGCAUUAAACCGAAGCAUGAAUGUUAGCUGGGUGAGGGCGAAUCAGUUAUGUUUGAAUGGUGAAAAGCAGUAAGAAAUCCCGUAUCAAUUAGCCCCACCAGAACCGCUGUUAUUUGAGAAUUCUACGCACAGUGCACUUGCGUGUACUUGCCGCCGCUUUUGAAGCUCCUUCGGUUCGGUUCAGUAAGAAUGGGUUUGGCAUCGUCGAAAGCCGUCAACAGCAUUGCCGGUAGUGGCAAUGGCACUGGCGGAACUGACGGAGCGAGCGAUGGUAGCCGUGGUAUGAUUUUGGGCAAUGGGCGUCAAAGCAAGGAUAGUGUUAUUGUGGAGACCACCGCCUCCUACCCGGUGUUGGACAAUCGCCAGCCGUGCUCCAUACUUCCGUCGCCGUCCGGAAGCACCAGUGUUGACACUUGGAAAUCGUCCAGCUGCCAUGUCCGACAGGCCAGCAUACGAUCGCGUAAUCUACAGCCCAUGCCGGAUAGCGGCGAGUUGGAUCGUCGCUUUGCAAAAGUGCUGGCCUCUAUGGAUCUUCCACCCGACAAAGCGAAGCUGUUGAAAAAUUAUGACAAUGCAAAAAAAUGGGACAUCAUAUGCGACCAGGAAAUGGUACAUGCUAAAGAUCCUCCUGCGCACUACCUUACGAAGUUACGAACCUAUCUGGAUCCCAAGGCCUCCCGAAGUCAUAGGAAACGAAAAAUGGUCGGUGAAUCAACGUCGACGCAAGUGUUACGCGACCUAGAAAUCUCUCUCCGAACGAACCACAUCGAGUGGGUGAAAGAGUUUCUAGAUGAAGAAAACCAGGGUUUGGAUGCGCUGAUCGAUUACCUCAGCUUCCGGCUGGCUAUGAUGCGCCACGAACAGCGCAUUCAAGAAGCAAAAUCGGAAUCGGACGAAGGUCUCAACCCGAAGGAUGGUCUAAACAUUGGCAACAACUCAUUCGGAAGCAACGAAACCAACCAUAAGUCGAUCCCGAACGGUUUUAUGAGACCAGGAUUGGGUGAUAUGAUGGACAGUCCUAGCAUCAAGCGUCGUUCGAGGCACAUCGCCAAGCUCAAUAUGGGACUCACGACGGACGAUAUUCAUGUGUGCAUCAUGUGCAUGCGUGCGAUCAUGAACAACAAAUACGGUUUCAAUAUGGUCAUACAGCACCGGGAAGCCAUCAAUUGCAUCGCACUCAGCUUGAUCCACAAAUCGCUUCGCACGAAGGCGCUGGUGCUGGAACUGCUGGCCGCUAUUUGCCUGGUAAAGGGCGGUCACGAGAUCAUUCUUUUCGCGUUCGACAACUUUAAGAAGGUGUGCUCGGAACAGCGUCGUUUUCAGACCCUGAUGGAGUACUUCAUGAACUAUGAGCUGUUCAACAUUGACUUCAUGGUAGCAUGCAUGCAGUUUGUCAACAUUGUCGUCCACUCGGUAGAGGACAUGAACUAUCGUGUGCACCUCCAGUACGAGUUUACUGCUCUCGGGUUGGAUGAGUAUCUCGAGAAGCUGCGACUGACGGAAUCCGAGGAGCUACACGUACAGAUUUCCGCAUACCUAGAUAAUGUGUUCGACGUGGCUGCCCUGAUGGAGGACAGUGAAACGAAAACGGCCGCUCUGGAGCGCGUAAAUGAGUUAGAGGACGAAUUGGGUCGUGCUCUGGAUCAAGCCAGUGAAAUUGAGCGGGAAGCGCUGUUCAAGAUCGGCGAACUAGAAGCUGAACUGAGCCGUACGAGGAAUGAGCGUGAUGAGCUGUAUCAAAAGCAGCUGGUGGUCGAGGAUGAAGUUAUCAAACUGAAACGGGCUCUCAAACAGCACGAACAGGAAUCGCAGAGCCGCCAGUCGAUGCUAUUGGAGCUGGAAAAUUUGACCAAAACUCUGCCGAAAGGAACGUCUAUUGCGGACGUUUCAAACCUACUGGCCAAAGGUGGUCUGUCCGAGCUCAGCCCAACCGGUAGUGGCAGCAGCAAUAGCGGUGGAGUUAGCCAACAAGCACCCCCUAUACCUCCUCCCCCGGCACCGCCAGCUCCGUCUGUUGUUCCCAUGCCUCCGCCACCACCCUGUCCUCCGGCACCGCCAUCUGGUAGUGAGCCGCCGAGAGCUCCUCCGAAACCUCCGACGUUCAUUCCUGUGCCACCGCCUAUGGGAGGCGGUGGACAUAACGGGGCACUCCACUGCACGGAUGGUGCGAUGACCAUCAAGCGCAAAGUGCAGCCGAAGUACAAACUGCCAACGUUAAACUGGGUUGCACUGAAACCAAACCAGGUACGCGGUACGAUAUUCAACGAAUUGGACGAUGAGAAACUGCAUCGGCAGAUCGAUUUCGUUGACUUUGAGGAACGGUUCAAGAUCGGUAUGGGUGGUCCAGUUACCAACGGAAGCUGUGAUAUGGAUGGUUUGUCCACAUUCCCUAGCAAGCGAUUCAAAAAGCCCGAGCAUAUUUCACUGCUUGAGCACACGAGACUAAGAAACAUUGCAAUAUCUCGACGAAAAUUGGAAAUGCCGGCUGAGACGGUUAUCAAGGCGAUCAACAAUCUCGAUCUCAAGCUGUUAUCGCUGGAAAACGUAGAACUGUUACAGAAGAUAACACCAACGGACCAGGAACAGAAGUUGUAUAAGGAGUAUGUGAUAGAGAAGAAGGAUCUGAAUCAGUUAACCGAAGAGGACAAGUUUAUGCUACAGCUAACGAAAGUGGAGCGAAUUUCAUCCAAACUCUCGAUCAUGAACUACAUUGGCAACUUUUUCGAUUGCUUGCAUCUAAUUAGUCCGCAAGUGUAUUCGAUCAUCUCAGCCUCGUCCUCGAUAAAAUCGUCCAAGAAGUUCCGCGCAGUGCUCGAAGUGAUACUGGCGUUCGGAAACUAUCUAAACAGCAGCAAACGCGGCCCGGCGUACGGUUUCAAGUUGCAGUCCCUAGACACGCUGCUCGACACCAAAUCCAACGACAAGCGCAUGAGCUUGAUGCACUACAUUGUAGCCACUAUUCGACAAAAGUUUCCCGAGUUAAUGAACUUUGAUACAGAACUUUUUUGUACCGACAAAGCGGCCCAGGUAUCGCUUGAGAUGCUCAUCUCCGACGUGAACGAACUGGAAAAAGGCAUGGAAACAGUACGAAAAGAAGCCGAGUUGCGUGGUAAAGGCAUCCACAGCCACGUGUUGCGUGAUUUUCUGGGAAACUCGGAAGAGAAGUUGAAAAAGAUCAAGUCUGAAUGUAAAACAGCACAGGAAUCAUUCAAAGAAUGUAUCGAAUACUUUGGCGAGUCAUCCAGAAAUGCCGAUGCGAAUGCAUUCUUCUCAUUACUAGUCCGUUUUGUACGAGCCUUUAAGACAUGUGAUCAGGAAAACGAACAACGACGACGGCUGGAAGCAGCCGCACUGCAAGCAUCCGUUAAAAAGGAUGAGGAUGAGCAGGUGGUGCUGCGUAACAAUAAAAUUAAUAGCCAAAAGAAACAACAGGAGGCUGUUAUCAACGAAUUAAAGUUAAAAGCACACGCUGUGCGUGAGAAAAAGCUUCUUCAGCAAGAUGAAGUAUAUAAUGGAGCUUUGGAAGAUAUUCUGCUGGGGCUGAAGAACGAACCAUAUCGGAGAGCGGACGCUGUACGGAGAAGUCAGCGCCGUCGAAUCGACAGUAAUAGGCUCUCUAGAACAAUGGAGGAAGUAGACUUUUGAAGACGUGUUGUGUUUAUCGGGUUCAAGUUUGAUUAAUGUAAUAUUAUUUUUAAAUUGUACAUUUGUCUUGGCAUUUUAGCACUUUCCUCAUCUGAGAAUUUGUUUUCGUUUUGUCCACAACGUGUAAGUAAUUGAUGGUUUGAAGCAAAUCAAUAAUCAAUAGAGUUUUUUCUGUUCCUAUGCGUUAAUAUUGAUAAGCAUAUUAUAUCAAUUGAAUGAAACUUUCAUUGUUUUUAAGUAUUUUUUAUUUACUUUUAAGACAUAGUUGUACAAUUCAAACCAACGCUAAAAAGAUCUACACCAUCUCAAAAAUGUCGAUUGAAUUAUCAUUCACAUUCCGCUAUUCGAACUUUUGAUCGAGCAACUGCAGUAGAGAUAUUUUCCAAUUUGAUACACCGCACAUGGGAGGGCAAAUGACAAUUUUUAUUGUCGAGCAAAAAACCGCGGGAUGAUAUUAUUUUUGGUAAUCUAUUAAACUGAUAUUCAAAAACCUAUCUCCAUAUGAAACAUUUAAAAGUAAACUGAAAGCAGCGAUUGAAACGAAUGCUAAAUUACGAGCUUUAAUGCAGCGCACAACAUUUGCUAACCGAUGUGUACAUGUUUAAUUUUUAACGUCCAAAACUUCACACGUGUACAAUGACUUUAACCAAACACAGUGCAAAUUGUAAAAUUUUCGGUGCUUAUAAAACGAGUUACAAUAACUGGCAAUACGAAUAUCAAACUGAUCAUAGAAAGCUUGUAAAACUGCGUUUUAUAAUCUACAGCAGGUAUACAUAAUGAAAGGUGCAAACAUAGGAGCAUCUUUAUUUCUUCUCAUGCUUAUCAAUUGCAACUAUGACACCUUUGAUAAGGUUUUACACAAUUUUUCGUAAAUAAACUGAAAGCUUCCA
Messenger RNA from Anopheles bellator, 5907 nucleotides. RefSeq names its product formin-like protein (gene Frl). Bases 1562 to 5017 code for a protein of 1151 amino acids. Lineage: Eukaryota; Metazoa; Arthropoda; Insecta; Diptera; Culicidae. The record is from RefSeq and is a predicted model, not a curated record. Gene Ontology annotation, biological process: cell migration; regulation of cell shape; cortical actin cytoskeleton organization. Gene Ontology annotation, cellular component: cytosol. The transcript has 11 exons. Gene Ontology annotation, molecular function: actin filament binding; small GTPase binding.